UUACCUGGCAGACAAUGGACAUGAAGGCCUAUCUCCAGAGGGUGAAUUUGACAGAUACUGCACCUCCUUCCCUCUCUGCAUUACGUGAAUUACACCGCCACCAUGUAUACUCUGUGCCUGUGGAAGGUCUCAGCAUACAUAGCGGGGAAAGAAUUAUCUUUGACAUUUCGUGGAUAUAUAAUAAAAUAGUUGUUAGGAGACGAGGCGGUUUCUGUUAUGAGAAUAAUGGACUUUUCUUAUGGGUGCUGCAACAACUGGGCUACAAAACACAGGUGCUGUCAGCCAGGGUGAGGAACCAAACAUAUGGGACUUAUGGCCUUCCCUUCGACCAUAUGAUAUUGAUGGUAGAAGUAGAAGGAAGGAGAUGGCUUUGUGAUGUUGGUUAUGGUGAAGGGAUCGUUGAGCCAUUUCCGCUGGAGGUCGGAUGGGAAGAGGAGCAGGACAGCGGUGUGUAUCGGUUACGGGUGGAGGGAGAGGCGUGGUACAUGGAGAGAAAGGAAGAUGAUGGCUGGAGGAGUCUCUUCAAGUUCACCCUCGUGGAGAGGACAUUUGAGGAUUUCCGAGAAAUGUAUGAAUAUCAGCAGACCUCACCUGAUGCUUUCUUUGUUCGAAAAUCCCUGUGCACCCUACAGCUCCCCCAUGGACGGCUGACUUACAUGGGACACCGGCUGAUCAGCACAAAGUACAUCAAAGGAGGCAGAAGUGUGAAGACCACCCAAGAACUCACUGAAGAAGAGAUUCCAGGUGUGCUCAGAGAUAAAUUUGAGAUUGUCCUGAGUGGGAAACUGAUACCGAAAGAUGACUAA
Messenger RNA from Bufo bufo (common toad), 806 nucleotides. RefSeq names its product arylamine N-acetyltransferase, pineal gland isozyme NAT-10-like. The transcript has a single exon. Lineage: Eukaryota; Metazoa; Chordata; Amphibia; Anura; Bufonidae. Bases 15 to 806 code for a protein of 263 amino acids. Gene Ontology annotation, molecular function: acetyltransferase activity. The record is from RefSeq and is a predicted model, not a curated record.